Molecule: messenger RNA, 818 nt
Organism: Lycium ferocissimum
Lineage: Eukaryota; Viridiplantae; Streptophyta; Magnoliopsida; Solanales; Solanaceae
Exons: 3
Coding region: 1-711 (236 amino acids)
Source: RefSeq, a predicted model, not a curated record
AUGAGCUCCGACGAUAUAGCCCGUCAGGCUCCGUCGGCUACAGAUAUCCCGUCGACUUCUUCUUCCAGGCCGUCGACUUCACAGAGACCUGGAUAUACGCCAGAGAUGGUCCCACAUUAUGAUCCUUGGUCAUCAUUUCCACAGGUGCCAGUUAGUGAUCUACAUAUGGGAGGCGGAGAUGAGGACAUAGACUUGGAUAUUAUUUUCGAUGACUACUUUCUUCGUCCUACAGCCAGGCCUACGGCACCAUCUGCAUCUCCGGCUCCGCGGGCCGCUCAGGAGCCCUCUCACAUGCCAUCUCAGGAGCCCAUCGACACACAGGUUCAUUCUUCUGUGCCUGUGGACCCGUCUCCUCUUGUUCAGAUUGACCCGUCUCCACCUCCAGCUACAGCUCCGGGUAGCGCUCAGGAGACCGUUGAGGAGCCAGCUAAGGAGCCCUCUGACCAGCCAUCUCAGGAGGCCGUCGACACACAGGUUCAUUCUUCUGCUCCUGUGGUCCAGUCUCCUCCGAUUGAGUUAUCUCCUGAGGCAUCUACUGAGGCUACUCAGGUGGAGACCGCCGCUGUCUCCCACAAGAAGCAUAUUUUCACCCAGGGCCUGAAGAAGGGAAGAAAGGAUGAUCAUGCCAUAAAUCAUCCUGUCAUUAAGAGGAGGAGAGAGGAUCCUGAUGAUAGUGAGGGUGGUGGGGUUAGGAGGAUCCUUAGGCCUUAGGAGAUUGUAUAUUUGUAAAUAAAAUAUACAUUUUAUGUUAAUAUUAUAUAUAUUUUUGGGUAUUAUUUUUUUAAUGAUAAUUAGUUAUUUUAGUAUUUAUUGUCGAU